This is a messenger RNA of Centropristis striata (black sea bass), 6108 nucleotides long. RefSeq names its product trafficking protein particle complex subunit 8 (gene trappc8). The record is from RefSeq and is a predicted model, not a curated record. Gene Ontology annotation, cellular component: cytoplasmic vesicle; TRAPPIII protein complex; phagophore assembly site. Gene Ontology annotation, molecular function: protein binding. The coding region runs from base 167 to 4612 and encodes 1481 amino acids. The transcript has 30 exons. Gene Ontology annotation, biological process: endoplasmic reticulum to Golgi vesicle-mediated transport; protein localization to phagophore assembly site. NCBI's taxonomy places the organism in Eukaryota, Metazoa, Chordata, Actinopteri, Perciformes, Serranidae.
UGACCGUCUCAGCUCCACACAGGAAGUCAGUUGGCGAAUUCAACAUGGCUGCUGUUUGCGAAUAGAGGAGUAGUGUUAAGCAAUGUACUCGUCUGACUUCCCCCGUCUCUAGGACAGUUGAGUCGGCUCGGUUCGGUGUGGUAGCUGGUGUUGACGCUGGUCCGACAUGGCCCAAUGUGUUCAGUCUGUGCAGGAGUUCGUCCAGGACUCCUUCGUCCCCAUGGUGGCCGUCUUAUGCAGCGAAGAAGCGGAGAGAGUGACUCGCAAGAACAACCUGAAUUUCGCCGAGCUGCUGCGGCCUUUCUGCAGACUGACGUCCGAAGGUCACAUCCGGGACACCAAUAACCAGAUGCAGGUUGUGAAAAACCUGCGCAUCUGUGUCAACAAUGUGGUGACAACCCCAACAGCAUCUGCUACCUUCAGCCCCGCUCAGCGCAGACUGCUCAAUGAAGUGGUGUUAUCCUGCCAGCCACAAGAGGGCGCUGCGACCAACAUGAUCACAACAGGAGACUAUGACCUCAACUUCAGUGAUCACUCUGUUAAAGCUAGCCUCCCCUGGUACAGUGUCUGGAGAGAAACACUGUUGGAAGCCAGCACCUCUGAGCACUACACAGCCACCACGCCAUGGUUUGAAGCCUACAGGGAGAACUUCUUGCAGUCGAUGCAUGCCUCCGACCAUGAGUUUCUCAAUCACUACCUUGCCUGCCUGCUGGUGGUGUCCUCCACUGAGACAGUUCCUGUGGAACAGUUCCUCAAGCUUUCUCAGGAGCAGCACAGGAUUCAGCACAGUGGAGAAUACACGAACCCCAAGUGGUUUAUCCCCAACACACUCAAGUACUACGUCUUACUGCAUGACAUGAGCGAAGGGGGUGAACAAAGGGCAGAUUCGGUGUACGAGGAUAUGAAACAGAGGUACGGCCAUCAGGGCUGCUAUCUGUUAAAAAUUAACUCGCGUACCUUGUCAGCUGAAGAGGAGGAACAGAUUCCAGACCCCUGGAGUCAAUACCUGCACAGGAAUAACCUGCAGAACCAGGGCAUGCCUGAUGAUGUGGCUGCAGCUGUGAACACCGCUGCUGUGGAGAACAACAUCAGUGCAGCUGAAGUGGACGGUCAGUCAAUAGAGAAAGAUGGAGCAUCCAACAGUCUGGACAGCCAUCCUCUCCAGCUGGACACAGGGAGCAGCUCUGGGAUUGUACACACCCUCAGUUCUGUUCACACUGACCUUAAGAAAAGUCCCAGAGAUCCAGAGAGCCUGGCGGGGGGAGCAGGGAGCCAUGGUGCAUGUCUGACCCUUAGUGACCACGACCACAUCAGGCAGUUCAUCCAAGAGUUCACCUUCAGGGGCCUGCUGCCACACAUAGAGAAGAACAUCAGACAGCUCAAUGACCAGCUGGUUUCCAGGAAAGGUCUGAGUCGCUCUCUGUUCACUGCCACCAAGAAGUGGUUUGGUGGAGGGAAAGUUCCAGAGAAGAGCAUCAGUGAACCAAAGAGCACAUUUGGCCUUCUAUAUCCCCCAGAAGCCCCUGAGCUGCAGAUCAGGAAGAUGGCCGACCUGUGUUUCCUGGUUCAGCACUACGAGCUGGCCUACAGUUGUUACCACACUGCCAAGAAGGACUUCCUGUCAGACCAGGCCAUGCUCUAUGCUGCAGGGGCACUGGAAAUGGCUGCCGUGUCAGCCUUUCUGCAGGCUGGAGCACCCAGACCAUACCCAGCACACUACAUGGACACUGCAAUACAGACGUACAGAGAUGUCUGCAAGAACAUGGUGCUGGCUGAGCGCUGUGCAUUACUUAGUGCUGAUAUACUCAAAAGUCAGGGCAAAUACUCAGAAGCUGCAACUCUCCUCAUAAAGAUGACCAGUGAGGACUCUGACCUACGCAGUGCUUUGUUAUUGGAACAGGCAGCCCACUGUUUUAUUAAUAUGCGUAACCCCAUGGUGCGCAAGUUUGCCUUCCAUAUGAUCCUGGCUGGUCACCGUUUCAGCAAAGCAGGCCAGAGGAGGCACGCACUGCGAUGUUACUGCCAAGCCAUGCAGGUGUACAAGGAGAGGGGCUGGUCUUUGGCAGAGGACCACAUCAACUUCACAAUCGGUCGUCAGUCCUUCACACUUUCCCAACCCGAGAACGCUGUAACGGCCUUCAGACAGAUCUUGACCAAUGACAGCAGGCAGACAGCCACACAGCAGGGCGCCUUUCUCAGAGAAUAUCUCUAUGUUUAUAAGAGUGUGUUAGGAGGAAAUGAAGAAAGCCUCCCCCAGCUGCCUCUGCCCUGCAUCCACAGCUCAGCCACAAGGGUGUACUUCGGACACGAACGCCGCCUUGCAGAAGGGGAAAAGCAGGCAGCCACUCACGUGUCCCUGGACCAGGAGUAUGACCAGGACUUGGCAGCUAUGUGGGGCCACUUAGAGGAACAGAUUGUGGCUGCUGCCAACAGGGGGAUUGUUCCAGCAAACUACCAGCCCACCCAGUGCUGCCUGAACAGUCAGACAGACAACCUGCGCUGCCCACUGGCUGUUGCAGAGGAGCCAAUCAUAGUGGAGGUGACGUUCAGGAACCCUCUGAAGGUUCCACUGGCUCUGUCCAACCUCUCACUCCUCUGGAGGUUCAUACCUGAUGCGGCUCCAUCCGAGGAGAAGAUGCCUGAAGAGUUGGAAGGAAAGACCUUCACCAAUGAGGAGACCCUGGCUCGAGGGAUGACACCGAAAGAUGACAUUGUCACCACUGAGAUCAUCUUGGAGUUUCUUCUGGGUUCAGAGGAGACCAAAGUGGCUAGACUCCAGCUGUUGCCACACAGAAUGGGCCAGCUAAACAUUGUUGGUGUGGUGUACAACCUAGCUGCAGCUUCCUCUGGAGAGACGGCUCCCAGCACUGAAGUUACAGACCAGCUGGAUUUGAUGGUGGUUCGUGGCAGACAGGACCUGAAGAUCCGGGGCCCACGACUGAACCAGACUAAAGAGGACAAGAUGUUGAUUCGACAUGGCCUGGAUCGGCGUCUGGAUCCCAUCAUAACACCACCAAUGCCCCUGAUGGAGGUUUUCUUCCUGCAGUUUCCCACUGCUCUUCUGUGUGGUGAGAUCAGGAAGGCCUACGUUGAGUUCUGUAACGUCAGCGGUGUUGCUUUGUGCGGCCUUCGAGUGGCGUCCACACACCCAGAUUUCUUCACCUUUGGCAGCCAGACCACCACGCCCGUCAGCCCGACCUCAGCUGAAAACUGUUCAGCCUAUAAAACCACAGCUGUGCAGGGGCAGCAAGGCUCCGUAGCAGCGGAGAUGUUGGUUUCAGCGGAGGAUUUCAGCCAGCCCUCCGGUGUGAUGGACAUCCCAAUAGAAGGCAGCACGCUGCAGCCUGGGGAGUCCACUCAGCUGCCUCUCUGGCUCAGAGGACCAGACCAGGAGGGAGUCCAUGAAAUCAACCUUCUGUUCUACUACGAGAGCAAAGAAAAAGGAAUCAAAAUCAGCCAUCGGGUGUUGCGUCACACAGUGUUUAUCUGUGCCAGUCGCUCUCUGAGUGUCCAGGCGUUGGCGUGCCGCAGCAGUGUUCCUCCUCAUCACAGUUUGGAUGGCAAAGGUAGCAGUGGAACACUGGUCUUUAUCGAUGUGGAGAACAUCAACACGAGUGAAGCUGGCGUGCGUGAGUUUCACAUCAUCCAGGUGUCCAGCAGCAGUCAACACUGGCGCCUUCAUAAGUGUAUCAAUCCCACCAAGGACAAAGACUGUAAACUCCGCAGCAGAGAAAGAGCCAAACUGUGUUUCAGGGCCACACCAUGCAAGCCCCACCAAGAUACCUCAGAUGCUGUCAAGAAAUACACUUUUUCAGACCUGAAUCUAGGAAAUGAACGGAUAAUCAGUUCCUCCACGCCCUGUGGAGAUUUCUUCUUCCGUGGCCAUCGAACUCCAGAGUCUCAGCAAGUGGAUGGGGGAUCAUCCAGGACAUCAUCCAACAGCAAGAGUCAGAGCUUGGUCUCUACUCAGGACAGGGCCAAUGACAUUACCAACAUUGUCAAGAAGUGUAAUGAGCUGGACCUCAACAUAAUCGUCAUCUGGAAGGCCUAUGUGGUUGAGGACAACAAACAGCUGAUCCUAGAGGGCCAGCUCCAUGUGGCGCUGCACACCAUCGGAAAAGAGGCCAGUUCUCUGACCCCCAAAGAGGAAGCUCAAGAGAUGGUUCUGCUCAAGUUUAAAUCAGAAGUACCUACUCCAGUGGUUCCACCCUCCGCAGAGCUGUCCCAACUCAUCAAAACCAACCUGCACUACCCUGAGACCUACACACAUCCAUUUGCCCAGGAUAGUCUCUGUGUGGUCCCCGUCACUCUCACUCUGUCCAACUGCUCCAUGGCUGACGUGGACAUCAUCAUUGACUUAAGACACAAAAAUACCAGUCAAGAGUCUGUGGAGAUCCACAGCUCGUUCACCUGGGUUGGUCAGACCCAGUACAAGCUGCAGCUGAAGCCUCAGGAGGUGAUGUGCCUGACUCUGCGAGCCUGUUUCCUCCAAGCAGGAGUCUACAACCUUAACACACCGCGAGUCUUCGCCAAGCCAGCUGAGCAGGGCGCCAUGUGUGAGACAAGUCAGCAGACUGCUAGUCCUGCUCUCAUCAUCAUCAACAACGCCUGAGUGGAGCGUCAUGGUGGCUCACUGAAGGACCGGACUCUGAGUCCACCAGCUGCUCCUACACACAGACAACCAUACUCGUUCUUCUUAAUUAAUACUGGACAGCAGGAAACGUAAAUGUUUGUACCAAUUACUCAAAUAGAAAAGGUGUAUUUAAAACAAACUGCUAAAGUUUAUAGAGAUUGAUGAGCUGUUGAGUUUAUGGACCUCUGAAUUAUUCAUUUCCUCAUCCAAACUUCAAAGGGUUUCACUUGCAUGUUCAUUUCUCUGUUUGAGGUUUAAUAUCCGACCAUCUCGCCCUCCACAGCUCUACUGUCACCACAUACUGGCCACCAGCAUCACAAACACACUGGUGUUUGGAAGCUAACAAAAGCUGGCAGAUGCGAAUCUUGACUCUGUUAUCUCACUUUAAGACUUAAGAUCAAACUGAUGCGCCUUUAAAAAACAGGGUGCAUGUCCAUGUUGGGAGUGCUCCCGUGGCAGACGUAGUUUCUGUGUCUUUAGUUCAGUUCAUCUCCAUUGGUCUUUGGCUCAACACUCUGUGGACUGAUGCAACAACUUCAAAUAUAUUGAACUCUAGUUUUAAGCAGUAGUUUUAAAACGUCAGUUACUGUGACAUUUUAACAAGAGCUGUUUUCAUGAGUAUUGUACACUUUUUAUUGAGUCUACAGCUGACAACUUACUGCCCAUUCUCUGUGUGAUGAUGACUCUGUCAGUACAAUACAUGACCACGUCCUCAUGUGCACACAGUUGAUUGGCCAAAAUAAAUCAGCCCCCCCCCCCCACACACACACACCUUAUUUUGAUUGAGCUCCUGUAUGCAUUGACUUGACAGCUUUUCUCAGAAUUAUGUAUUAUAUUUAUAUAACAAAUUGGUUGUAAAUAGAAAAUAAAAAUGUAACUAAUGACACUGUUUACUGUGAGAGGCUAAUAUAAGUGUGACAUUUACAGAGUAUAAUAUUGUGACCAGGGGGGUGUUCCAUCAACGCAGCUAAACACACCGCGGCUUCAUUGAAAAAGCCUGGUUAGAAUUAACACCAACUUUGACUUGAGGCUAAAGCCUUUCCACUAACGCCGCUCAGCGUGUCUAGUCAAUGCUAACUCAACCCAGACUAUACAUGCCAGCAUUGUGCGCCAGCGUAGUAUACAAGCAGCCUGUAUAACAGCCGGGAGCAGCCAAUAAGAUGUCGCAAAAAGUGGUGAAAAGCAGCGCUGAUGGAGCUUUAUGUAGAAUGUCAAGUGACGGUCAUAAAAAAGACAAUACUGCUGCAAUUAACAGAGCCAGGGACAUGGCAAGGCAAAAAAAUGCAGACUGAUUAAUUAAUUGUUCACAAUUAUGGUGUAGGCUAACUUGAGAGAACACAACUACAAUGAAUUUACUGUUAAUUGGCCUAACCUGGCGAAGUUACCCUGCCCUUCAUUAUUCGGUUACAUCUCAACAGGAGCAAUCUGAACAGCCAAAAAAGAACUUGGCCACAAGUGAAAACCUAAUGAUGUUU